This is a messenger RNA of Megalops cyprinoides (Indo-Pacific tarpon), 1429 nucleotides long. Its product is annotated as ras-related protein Rap-1A-like. Gene Ontology annotation, cellular component: plasma membrane. Gene Ontology annotation, biological process: negative regulation of synaptic vesicle exocytosis; cellular response to cAMP; Rap protein signal transduction. Gene Ontology annotation, molecular function: GTPase activity; GTP binding; GDP binding. The transcript is spliced from 8 exons. Bases 105 to 662 code for a protein of 185 amino acids. NCBI's taxonomy places the organism in Eukaryota, Metazoa, Chordata, Actinopteri, Elopiformes, Megalopidae. The record is from RefSeq and is a predicted model, not a curated record.
GAGAUGACGUCCACAGCGCAGACUGGAGUUGAUCGGUAGACACUGGAGGAGCGGCGGUGAGAGCGAGAGACGACUUCUGGGCUGUUUGGUGAAGUGACCCCACCAUGCGUGAAUACAAGCUAGUGGUGUUAGGUUCAGGAGGCGUGGGCAAAUCCGCUCUGACAGUCCAGUUUGUACAGGGAAUUUUUGUGGAAAAAUAUGACCCCACAAUAGAAGACUCCUACAGAAAGCAAGUGGAAGUAGACGGGCAGCAAUGCAUGCUGGAAAUCCUGGACACAGCAGGGACAGAGCAGUUCACAGCUAUGAGGGACCUCUACAUGAAGAACGGCCAGGGCUUUGCUCUGGUCUACUCCAUCACAGCGCAGUCGACGUUCAACGACUUGCAGGACCUGAGGGAGCAGAUCCUGCGAGUGAAGGACACAGAAGACGUGCCCAUGAUCCUGGUGGGGAACAAGUGUGACCUGGAGGAUGAGCGUGUGGUGGGGAAGGAGCAGGGCCAGAACUUGGCCCGACAGUGGAACCACUGUGCCUUUUUAGAGUCCUCGGCCAAGUCCAAGAUCAACGUUCUCGACAUCUUCUACGACCUGGUCAGACAGAUAAAUAGGAAAACGCCAGUGGAAAAGAAGAAGGCGAAAAAGAAAUCGACCUGCAUUCUUCUCUAAGGCUCCCUCUCGCAGCAGCUCUGAGCCAGAAUGCUGUAAUGAAGAACUGUUGCUCCAUUGGAACGUGCCAGCAUUCCAACCCCCCCCCCCUCCCCACCUCCCAUAUCAACGAUUAAAGACGAUGUCAGAAGAGCGAAGCAAAUUUGUUACCUACCAAGGUGGAAAAAGACAUUUCAAUAUAUCUCGCUCAGACUCCUCUCAGCUUUUUAUAUCAGUCAACCCGGAGAACUAUUUGGAUUCAUUUUUGCUGUUGUUUAAUGACGGAACCGUCGUGAACUCUGGCCUACUGAAAUGGCCCCUCAGUAUCCUCUCCACAGUCUUUUUUUAAAUUAUUUUUUUUUUGAAAAUGAAAAGCGGAACGAGGGAGAGACUGCAGUAUUUCUUCCUUGCAAUUGCGUGUUCAGAGACAUUGGGAAAUUGACUUUAGUUGUAUAAAUACCUAAAUCUUCAAACAGCAUGGACACACGUCAGUCUAACUAUAGAUAUUGCAAGCGAAACUGUUGAAGUAUGCCCUUUUUAAAAAUAAAUAACCUUUUGCUGUUCUCUGUUUUAAUUGUGUCAACAAUAGUAGACCAAUCUCAGUACUUUUUUGUUUUUCCAGCAGUAAUGGAUUUCCUUGUCAGCAAAUAACAUGUUUCUAAAGUGACUUUAUUUUGUAUUUGAAGUCAUAAAGCUUUCAUAUUUCCCAUAAUAUAUUCCGGUUCCAUUUCUAUUGCAUAAUGAUGCUUUAGAAAAUGGGUCUUUUAUAGUGAAAGUGGGGAAAAAUA